AUGCUAAGAACGAUAUGGCAAUGUCUCAACGGGGGCCAAGACGACGACGUCUCCCUCCAUGCGGAGACAAACUGGUCGGACAAGGCUGAGAACCCUCUGAUCGACACCACCCCGGAGGCGGUCCUCGCGCAGAAAAUCGUGGAAGCGAUGCAAGAUGCAGAAAAGACGGACGACGAACUCCGCGUCAAGGUCGCGGACGUGGUGCACAUCGAGGGGUGGACAGAAUCGCUGGCCAAGGCCGUGUUGGCCCAUCUGGAUGAGGGCAUCAAGGUACGUACAUACGUCGUCUUGUAG
Messenger RNA from Cladophialophora yegresii CBS 114405, 294 nucleotides. RefSeq lists its product as uncharacterized. NCBI's taxonomy places the organism in Eukaryota, Fungi, Ascomycota, Eurotiomycetes, Chaetothyriales, Herpotrichiellaceae. The coding region runs from base 1 to 294 and encodes 97 amino acids. The record is from RefSeq and is a predicted model, not a curated record. The transcript has a single exon.